Molecule: messenger RNA, 1785 nt
Organism: Euleptes europaea (tarantolino)
Lineage: Eukaryota; Metazoa; Chordata; Lepidosauria; Squamata; Sphaerodactylidae
Exons: 6
Coding region: 109-1785 (558 amino acids)
Source: RefSeq, a predicted model, not a curated record
AAAAUCUUGCUUGUACACCUCACUGCUAGAGAGAAAAGAGAGGAUGAUGAAGAUCAGAAGAAACGUUUAAAGGAGGUAGCUUCUGGGGAAGAUACGACCAUUUCAGCAAUGGUGUUACCAACAGACACGUCCUCCACCCAGCAGUCUCCAGCUGAUGUAUGUCCCCAUGAUGUCUUGUAUGUCACUGACCUCAUAACUUUUUCUUCUCGCUUCUGUGGCACAAAUUCACCAUUGAACAAGGACAUGGCUUUUGGGUCUUCUCUGAAGAUGGUAGAGGUCAUUGUGGAGCUGAUCACUACCACCGAUCGUGGACGGGGCUUUGCGAUGCUGUUUGAGUACAGGAAUGAUACAGAAUCAAUCGCCGUGAACGAUUCGACGGAGGGGAAAGAGAAUAUCAUGAUGCUGGUCAUCAUAACAGGGAUUCUGUUCUUUGCACUUGUUCUGUUGUCCACACUCUGUAUUGCUUGCAGGCAGCAGCUGUGUCCCAAAAGGACCUCUCUGGAUGUACGCUGUGACCAGGAGAACGGGAUCCAGAAUGCCGGCAUUGAUAUCAAUGAGCUCCGCUUGGUCAUGCCAAGCCAAGAGAACGAAAACAACAACCACUCUGUUGGGGGAAAUGGAGCGGUCACUUCUUGCGAAGGCAGCACAGAACGUUCCCCACCACAAACCGACCCAGAUGUACCCUCUUCAAUGUCGGCAGUGACCACGGAGUCUGGAAGUGAUGAAGUGUUUAUUAUUUCAGCCGGUCCUGGAGCUAGCGGCUUGAGUUUUACCUCUUACAGAAUCCAGGACAAAAGCCUAAAGAGAAGCAUCACGAGUCCGGGCUCUGUUUCUGAUUGGCGGACGACCGAUCACACCGAUCGAGGCACAGGUGCUACGGAGAAAAGGCUGGCACAGACCGAGAGCCACUGCCCCAGGCAACGGACAUGGAGCGCACGCGCUUUUCAGGAUUUACUGGCUCCAUUACCUCAGCUACAGAAGAAAUGGUGCAGCUGGACAACCAACAGCCCUUUCACAAAACUGGUGAACAGCAGUGGCUUUUCUACAUCAACAAGAAACCCAACAGCAGCGACAAGGAAAAUAACGUCUGCGGCGGAGAUCGAGGGGAUGUCGGAGCUGACGUACUCAGACUCAUCGGCCAGCACCGCGUCCUACCCAUUGACACAUUCGGCGCAAAAACAGCGCAAGUUAAGCAGCUGUAACUUGAAGAGAUCCCGCUUUGGAAACCCUUACUUCGGAUUUUUGACAAGCUCUCCUGACAGUAACCAUCCAAGGCCAUCUGAUCCCUCAAAGCCUUUGAACGUCAGGUCUCCAGGCAACGGCCAAAGCCAGGGACUGAAUGAGCCUCUGGAAGGUCCCAUCCAACUCAAAAACGCUGUUUCAAAGUCCAAGGAGCUCUCCUUGGAAAUGGAUAAACCCAAAGCUGUUUUUGUGAUUUCUGAAGAAGGGGAUGACCAACAGCCACUGGUUUUAGCAGAGCAUAUUAAUCCAUAUGCAGAUGCUUUACCCGAACCAAAUGUCCCCAUGCACAGUCAAGCGAUGGCCAUGAUAGAUGAGCAGCCAACGAGCCGAACUAUUCAAGGAGAAGGCUUUGCCGAGCCCCCUGGCACCAGGACAGAAUUAGACCUUUGGGGGGAGCACCCCAGUUCAUACAGAGAUUCCUCCAAGGGCUGCCACGUAUAUAAGGAACAAAACAACUACGCACCGGUUACAGAGCCCAAUGACGCUCAUCAGACUUUUGACUCCUUAGCAUCUCACACACUGUGCCAAACUUCAGUUCAAUAA